Xiphophorus hellerii (green swordtail) is the source of this 1367-nucleotide messenger RNA. It is a transcript of the gene tmem72, whose product is annotated as transmembrane protein 72. The transcript has 5 exons. The record is from RefSeq and is a predicted model, not a curated record. Bases 355 to 1134 code for a protein of 259 amino acids. Lineage: Eukaryota; Metazoa; Chordata; Actinopteri; Cyprinodontiformes; Poeciliidae.
CAGCUUAAAUGCAAAAUGCGACUGGCUGAUCAAAUGACCCUGAGCUGAACAGUUUCACCUUGGUGCAAGAGCAGAAAGCCUUUGUAAAACUUGUGCUGCGUGCUUGUGUGAGAGUGAUUAGCAGUUACUGGAGCAACAGGAGCAGUGAGCCACAAACUUUCUUUAGGUGAGCUUGUCCUCUCCGGGGGGCUUCGCAUCACGACACUGAUGGAUUACACGACUUUCGCUGUUACUGUUCGCCAAACUAUCAGUCAACUGUCCAUGUAGAAUGCAUCUUUAGAGACGAGACUCUGAGAGCACAAAUAGAGGCUGAAUUUGAAAACAAAAAACAAAAAAAAACCCAGUGAAAAUAAUAUGGGAAACUCCGGGAGCGUAUGGUGGACUGUGGUGGAGUGCGCUUGCAGGAUCCUUGGUGUUUCUACAGCAACAGUGUUGUGCGCGGUGGGAGUAGAGACAGUCCAACAGGGAGAAUUCAACAGCCUUGGCAUCUACCUGAUAACAUCCUCUGUCGGCAUCAUGAUGUUUGAGUUGGCAUACUUUCUGGAUUCCCUACUGUCCAUGUGUAUUCCCUGUCCUCCAAACUGGCAAGUGUUUGUCUUGUGGGGGAAGAUGGCUCGUGUUGGAGGCUUUCAUAAAUUCCUCUACUACUCCAUCAUGUCAGUGGUCUGCUUCUUGCACCCUGUGUUGGUUUGGCACGCAAUCAUCCCAGGAUCAAUGCUUUUGGUAACAGCAUUUUUCAACUUCAUACUAAGCAAGAAAGCAAAGACCAAGUCUCCCAAGAGUCCACCAGAGAGCAAUGGUGACCAAAGCCGAACAACUGUCUGCGUAACAGAAAGAUCUGGCUCCAACGGCACGUCCUCGUUCUUCCAAGCAGUGACGGGAAGAAAGGGAGGGGAAAUGGCCCUCACAGACCCAGAUCACUGCUUUGAGCCACAGGACAGAGGAGAGAGCGUCCAGGCCAUGCUGGAGCAGGUGCAAACAGUAGCACCUGCGCACACAGAAAGGAGGAAGAGGGGGUGGAAAGAGAUGAUCUGGUUCAGAGAGAGGGAGGAGCCUGUGGAAAGAGAGAUGGAGGAGCUGAAUGAGUCUGAACCAGACACCACCUCAGACACUGCACCUAUGAUCACCGACUGAACAAGUGAUACUCCUUUUUGCAAACUGCGAAGCACGCAUAAUGUAUUCAGACUUGGUGCAAAAGUGGAAAAUAGCCAAACGAUCAUGGUGUUGUUCAUUCCUUUUGCUCUGAUAAUAUGGCUAAGAUACUGAUUGUUGCCAUUUGCAGUAAAUGUACAAAUUUGUUUAUUUUUGCCCUUCAAAAAUGUCCAAAAUAUCACUGCAAAAGCAAUAAUAAAAAAAUAACAAAACCA